This is a messenger RNA of Symbiodinium natans, 4224 nucleotides long. The record is from the annotation of a GenBank genome assembly. NCBI's taxonomy places the organism in Eukaryota, Dinophyceae, Suessiales, Symbiodiniaceae.
AUGGCCCACGCUCCACCAUCACCUCAGAGCCCCCGACCACUCAAGCGGCUUCGGGGAGGAUCGGGUGAGGUGCCUGGCAUGGACUUUGGUGCCGCAGGAAACGUCUUCAAUUGGAGCUGGCCGGCGAGGGUGGACGAAAUAGGCAAGGAUCUGCCAGACUGCCUUGCUGUCACGGAUGGCUCACUGACCCUUACCUGGUCGCAGCUCUCCUCUAGGUCGAAGGCGGUCGCUGCAGCUCUUCGUACCCUGGGACUGACUGGGAGCCCCCACAGCGUUUACCCGAAGCGGUUUGGGGACGUCGUUAACGCACCAGCACCCAUGGUCGUGAUGCUACCUCACGCGGCCGAGUCCUUGAUCCUUGUCCUGGGCGUUUUGCGACAGGGCUUCCCUGUGUUGCCUUUGAGCAUCACUCACGGAAACAGGACCCAGUUGCUUCAGCGCUAUGAGGAAGCGAUGUCGCUCUUUGAGCCUGUGGCGGCCAUCACCGACUCACCCUUGGUGGCGGAGCUCCAAAGUCGUCGGCCGGCACUUCAGGUGAUUUCAGCUCACGAGCUCCUGGCAGCAGAUCACCCGAGGAACUAUGAGGAUGUGCCAAGCACGACGGAGCAUGCGCUGGCCUACAUGUUUACUUCAGGCAGCACAGGACAGUCGAAGUGCGUUUGCCUGACCAACUGCAUGGCGCACAGCGAGACGGAAGGGUAUCCAGAGCUCUUCAGCAAGCUGGGGUACCGCGUUGACCCGCAUAAGGAUCGCUGGCGCAUCGACCAUGAGAUGGGUUGGUGGGGUGCUGCCUUCUUCGGGGAGGUGGACGUCGCCCUUGCAAUGCGCAUGGGCAUCGUUCUCAUGAAGCCGACCGACCCGGAUUGGGGCGCUCGUGGCAUCACAGUCUCUGGGGCACUUCCGUCGCAAUUGAGCAACCUCUGGCCUGGUGCAAGGAACAUCCCUCCAAGCCUCAAGGUGGUCUUCAGUUGGGCAGAGCGUUGCGAUGUGGAGCUCGGUGCCACGUGGAAGGCGGCUGGAGUGCGCAUGGCGGAUCUGCUCAUUGCAACGGAGUACUUCCUCACCUUCGCUUCCUGCAACCUGGAGACUGCGACCAGCGACGGGCGCAGCGCCCAUGCAAUGCGCCCUCUAGGUAGAGCCAAGGUCUACCUCCUUGACGAGAGCUUUACCCCGAUCGAGGCCUCAGGUGAGGCCUCCGGAUUGCUUGGCGUGGCUGGGCCACAGGUUACCCCGGGCUACGUCGAACGGCUCGACGACGGCUCCGUGACGAUUGGAUCAGGACCCCUCAGCCAGGACAUGUUCAAGGUGAUUGAUGGUGACUGGGUGGCCGUCCCGAAAGAUAUCAUGAAAAAGCAGCGCGACCGCUACAUCAGCGUGGGUCGAGGUGGCGGCACCGUGAAGGUGAAGGGCGGUGUCCUGAUGGCCACCAAUGUGGCCGAGGUGAGGCUCGAGCAGGGCGGCGCGGUGGCCAGCGCGUGCAUUACGGACCCUCUGCACGUGGAGGGCGGAAGCACCGUGGUGCUGGAGCUGCGGCAGCGCGAUGCUUGGACCCUGCGCGACAGCUUGCAGCAGGCUGGCUUUCUGCGGCUGCCAGUGCUCUUCACACGGAAAAUGCUUCGUAACGCAAGCACUGGAAAGGUGCAGAAAAGCCUCCUUCAGGAGCAGAGGAAGGCCGAGCUGGAGCUGGAGCUGCAAGCUCAAGCGGCGCUUCACCAGGCGCAGGACUCACAGGUGGCGUGGUACCUGAAAUUGGCAAGGCGGCCUCUCAGCGCCAUCCUCCUGAUGCAGGGUGGGACCGUCUUGAAUCUGGGUCAGGCGUUGCUGGCGGCCAGCCCGUCUUUGCUCGCCUGGGCGCUGGUGGCUGUGCCCAAGGAGAGUGUCUUGCAGCUCUGCCUGGUGUCCUGGACAUAUGGUGCCUUUGCACAAGCCGGCAACCUUGGACGAUCGCAGAGCCUUGCCGCUCUCUGCCUCACCGCCACGGCUGGGGCGCUGGCGGCACCGUCCUGGCUGGGGCUCGCAGCCGGUUCAGCUUUGCUGGGCGCUGUGGCAUGGAAGGGACCUACUGACUUUGAAGAGGUGAGCCAAAACCGAAAGGAGAAGAGGCACCUUGUCACUUCGAUUAUCGUCGGCCUGGGCUUGAGGCUGUUGCCCUUCAAGGAUGCCACGUGGAUCUACUCUCUCGGAAUGGUCAUGCUCUUCGCUUGGAACCGGAGGUUGCCUUCGCCUCCGAACUCUUCUCGUGGGUUGGCAUGGGUCUUGCAGCGGGUGGCUUCGCAUGGCGGCAGCAUGGUGGAGACUCUCAGAUAUCUGGUUUGCUUCCCAGUUCUGUUCGUCCUGGCGCUGCCGAGCAUCAUGAAGUCUGAAUUCCAGGACUUGGCCUGGAACUGGCUUAGCCACAACGGGGUGCCCAUUGCUCGCAAGAAGGAGUUUCCGCCCUGCGCUGGGCCUGCAGAGCAGAUGGAGCAUGUGCAGAGCGGCAUGUCCCGGACGCGGAAACGCAAUCAGGAAUGUGAGGCGGUUUGGGUGGACACAGAGAGCAUGUUCAUGGAGGAUGUGGCGCAAAACGGCAGCGAAGAGGCAGCUGCGGUGGUCGCAGAAACUCCUGUGGCCCAGCGGGCGCAGCAGCUGGCCCGGCAGGCAGGUGUGGACUUCCGAAGCGUGGACUCCUUGCGCAUCGCGCGGCUCUCCAUCCUCCUCAAGAAGCACAUGCGCCCCAAGAGUGAGGCCUUGGAGUUCAAUGAGCUGCGCGAGGCCUGCACAGAGGAGCACAGUUUCCUGCAGUUGGCAGAAGAGCGCCUGGAGGUGAUGCAGACUACGGAAGCGGCAAGCACCUCGAAGUCGGAUGGCAGCUUGCUUCGCCCACUACAGAGCUGGCUGUGCAGUGGUGCCAGGAUCCACCGGGAGGGUGCCACAAAUGCGCCUUGGGACUGCCAAGUCGAUGUGCUUCUGCGCUGGGAUGGCGCUCCACUCAACCUGGGUACUCUGCAUGAAGCCGUGCGAUUUGUGCAGCGUCAGCACCCCAUGCUGCGAGCGCGGCCCCCACUGGAUGACAGCACCGACUUGAAGCUGGGUUGCAGCGGCAGCGGUUUCUCCACGACGGUUGCAGCCACUUGGUCCUUGCUUUGCGAGCAGGGCGCGGUUCCACGCAGUCUGCGGAAGCCUGUCGCAAAGGCUCUCUUUCUCUGUUGGCCUCGUACUGCCAUCUUGGAGGAGGCUGCCCCUUUUGACAUCCCGGUAUUGUCCCAGAUCUACAAGGGUGGCGCUGGCCAGUGCGAAGUCGAUGAGGUGUACCGCGUGAUGAACGACUCUGGCUGGGAGUGGUGGAAUGCCACAUCGGCUCUCAACAUGUGCCUUAUCAAGUUGGAGACUGAUGAGCGGGUGGUGCCGUACCUGUACUGCAGCAUCACGCACAAGUACGCAGAUGGUGGGGCGAUCGCUGCCUUCGUGCAUGCUUUGGAGGACACAUACCAAGCCCUGGCGCGCGGCGACACACCAUCUUGCUUUGAGCACCCAAUCUUGGAGGUUCAGCAGCAACGGCUGCGGCGCUAUCUGAGUGGUGCUGCCGGACAGGAGGGUGCUGUUGACAUGUACCUCUUCGACAUUGUCAACGACACAUACUACCACAAGUGGGGGCACAGCGUUGGAGUGCAAUUCACCCCCGGCGUUUGCGAGACGCUCCGGAUGGCUGGGCAACGAAUGGCAUGCAGCGAGGAGAUUGCCUGGCUCUCCUGCAUAGUCGCCGCUAUGUUUCGGAUGCUGCCCGACAAGUUGCUCCGUAUUAUGGUGGUCCACAACGGCAGGAUGGGAGAUGCCGAAGGCGCUGUGGCCUGUACCAGCAACUACGUGAUGCUGUCUAUUCCGUGUCUCGAUGCUUCGUCGACGCCACUUGCAGACAUCGCCUCCCGGGUGAAAUACGCCAUCACCCACGGGAAGUUCCGCCGGCCAACCACUUGUGAGCAAGCACACGCUCGGAUCAACAUCGGCGGGAUGAUUGGCAAAGAUGGCGACUUCACGCAAGUAUUCAAGACCUCCCAUUCCAGGUCUUCGGCAUGGAGCCGUGCCCCAUAUGUCAUCCAGCUUCGGAUGGACAACGAGGGUGGCAUUUGGUGUGUGAAGGAUUUCAAGUGUCAUGAGUUCGUGGACCCCACAACAUUCUGGACCGCGGCAGUUUGCAUUGGCAAGGAGAUUGCAGAGGGAGCCUACACAAAUCCAGUUGAGCCCUGA